UCUUACCAAUGAGUAUGCCGGCACAACAUAUAUGUAUAUUUGUGUAAUGCUGAUGAAAUUCGCUUUAAGGGCACAUACCAGAUAAGCCUUGGCCCUCUUCAACCGUCCCUUUUGAGAAGGAUGAAAUGUUUGUUGGUCGAGAAGAUAUCCUGAUGGCCAUCAACAAAAAUAGUCAACAAAGGCAAAGACGAUAUCAUAAACGAAUAGCGCUAGUUGGCCUAGGAGGGGUGGGGAAGUCUCAGAUAGCGAUCGAGCACACAUACCGAAUUCGAGAAUCUGCACCAAACAUAUGGACAUUUUGGAUCCACGCGAGUGAUACUGUUCGAUUUGAGCAAGGUUACCGAGAAAUCGCGUCUGUAGCGGAGAUCCCUGAAAGGAGUGAUCCAAAAACUGAUAUCUUUCAACUGGUUAAUAAAUGGCUGGGGGAUGAGAGGAAUGGCCACUGGGUGAUGGUAUUAGACAACGCAGAUAAUCACAACAUUUUUUUUGAUGUCUCUGGUGGAAAUACACCCUUGUCCUUGGCAAGUUAUCUGCCUCAGGUGUCACACGGAUCAAUUCUGAUCACGUCACGGAAUAAAAUGGCGGCACGGAAUCUGGUGGGGACAUAUGGCGAUGUGAUUCCAGUGGAACCAAUGAGUGUCGACGAUGCACUCACUCUACUCCAAACCCGUAUUGAUAUAGAUCAAUCAUCUGAAAGUGAAGCACGAGGGCUAGUGGAGGCACUUGAAUACAUCCCUCUGGCAAUUACACAAGCUGGUGCAUACAUUGCCAAUCGUACACCUCGAAUUAAAGUGUCGACUUACUUAGAGCUCUUCCAGGAAAGUGAGUCGAAUCAGGAGCGUCUUCUGAAAUAUGAUGACGCCAAAGAUCUCCGGCGAGAUGGGAGUAUCCGGCAUCCAGUGAUCAACACAUGGCAAAUCUCAUUUGACCAGAUCCAUCGUGUAUUCCCUGCAGCUGCAGAUCUGCUGGCACUUAUGAGUAUGUUUGACCGACAGGGGAUUCCAGAGGAUCUUAUCAACCAGGGUAAGAAUCGAUUGACCUUUGAGGAUACAGUGGCUCCGCUAGUGAGCUUUUCUUUGAUCCGGACUGAGAUUGGAGGACAAUCAUUUGAGAUGCACCGGCUUAUACAAUUAUCAAUCCGAGAGUGGCUGAGGCAGCAGGAUCGGUUUAAUAUAUGGGCAAAACAUGCCCGACAAGUGAUGGAGGCAGUAUUUCCUAGUGGAGAUUACAAAACAUGGACCACUUGUCAGAUGCUUCUUCCACAUUUAAAAGAAGUGAUGCAGUUCCUGGUGGAGUCUGAGGAAGAAGAUCUGUUGAAUGGUGCGAGGAUUUCUGGACGAUGCGGUUGGUACCUUUAUCUUCGGGGGAAGUAUGAAGAGGCUGAAGCGAUGCAUCGACAGGCGCUCACUACUUGUGAGAAGGUGCUGGGAGCCGACCACUCCAAUACAUUGACAAGUGUCAAUAAUCUCGGGUUAGUGCUUGAAAAUCAGGGGAAGUAUGAAGAGGCCAAAGUGAUGCAUCAAUGGGCGCUCACUACUCGUGAGAAGGUGCUGGGAACUGACCACCUCAAGACACUGACGAGUGCCAAUAAUCUCGCUGGAGUGCUUAGCAGCCAGGGAAAGUAUGAAGAGGCCGAAGCGAUGUAUCGACAGACGCUCACUACUUAUGAGAAGGUACUGGGAGCCGACCAUCCCGGCACACUGAUAAUUCUCAAUAAUCUCGGUGAAGUGCUUAACAGCCAGGGAAAGUAUGAAGAGGCCGAAGCGAUGCAUCAACGGGCGCUCACUACUCGUGAGAAGAUGCUGGGAGCUGACCACCUCCACACACUGACGAGUGUCAAUAAUCUCGGCUUAGUACUUUACAGCCAGGGGAAGUAUGAAGAGGCCGAAGCGAUGCAUCGAUGGGCGCUCACUACUUGUAAAAAAUUGCUGGGAGCCGACCACCCUAAUACAUUGAGGAGUAUUAAUAAUCUCGGUGGAGUGCUUGAUAGGCAGGGGAAGUAUGAAGAGGCCGAAGCGAUGCAUCGACGGGCGCUCACUACUCGUGAGAAGGUGCUGGGAGCUGACCAUCCUGACACACUGACAAGUGUUAAUAAUCUUGGUGGAGUGCUUAACAAGCAGGGGAAGUAUGAAGAGGCUGAAGCGAUGCAUCAGCGGGCGCUCACUACUUAUAAGAAGGUGCUGGGAGCUGACCACCCCGACACACUGAUGAGUAUGUGGCAUCUCUCAUAUUCUUGGAAGAAGAAAGGUCAAGAUGUGGAGGCUUUAGAACUCCUCCAAUCUUGUAUUCAGCUUCAACAUGAAACAUUAGGCCCUAUCCACCCUCAUACUAUGUCUGCUUCGGCUAUGCUUAAUAACUGGCAGGUAUCUAGCCAAGACCAGGAGUCCUUUUUCCGAGAUCCGCCCACUGUUCCCCCAGCACGCCAUUGAAGAGUGGGAGUAUCCAUACCACCCUUAAAAUCACCAAAUAUCGCAAAUGUGAUAUAAUAACCAGGCUUUUCCGAAAAUAGUAGAUAUAUACACAACCUCCUUAUAUUUGGCCAUAAGUUCUACUUCCGAUAAAAGAUCAUGUAACAUCAUUCUCUUAUGUUUUCU
Molecule: messenger RNA, 2594 nt
Organism: Talaromyces proteolyticus
Lineage: Eukaryota; Fungi; Ascomycota; Eurotiomycetes; Eurotiales; Trichocomaceae
Exons: 2
Coding region: 126-2429 (767 amino acids)
Cellular component (GO): kinesin complex
Molecular function (GO): protein binding
Source: RefSeq, a predicted model, not a curated record